This is a messenger RNA of Panicum virgatum (switchgrass), 1837 nucleotides long. RefSeq names its product EKC/KEOPS complex subunit bud32-like. The record is from RefSeq and is a predicted model, not a curated record. The transcript is spliced from 7 exons. Gene Ontology annotation, cellular component: cytosol; EKC/KEOPS complex; nucleus. Gene Ontology annotation, biological process: protein phosphorylation. Lineage: Eukaryota; Viridiplantae; Streptophyta; Magnoliopsida; Poales; Poaceae. The coding region runs from base 704 to 1519 and encodes 271 amino acids. Gene Ontology annotation, molecular function: ATP binding; protein serine/threonine kinase activity.
CUCUCGUUGUUUCUUCCCUCUCUUCCCAGUUCCCUCUGCUGCUCAAGAUCUCCUGCUGCUCCGCCCUCCUCUCUAUUGCUCCAUUGCCCUAUGGCCCUAGCGUAGCAAGCCGCCCCUCCGCAGCAGCUCCUCCAACGUCGGCCAGCGGCAGGGGAUUGGAUCGAAAUCGGACCAGCCCCUUCAGCUGGUAGGUUUCGCAGUUCAUCUCCGCUUACGGUUACAGAUCAUGGCCGAAGAAAUUGAUUCAAGCAAGCUAGGUCUCCCUCACAAACAACAAGAAAUCAAUCCGAGGGGCGGAUGGAUCCGCACUUCCAGCAGCACACGAGGGGAAUUGGGAGAGGUCCACGGCGGCCAUGGCGUGCAAGCGCCCGUGGCGAGGAGCAGGCGGCGGCCAUGGCGUGCAGGCGCCCGUGGGGAGGAGCAGGCGGCGGCCAUGACGUGCAGGCGCCGUGGGAGGAGCCGGCGGCGGCCAUGGUAUGCAGCCGGCGGCGGCCAUGGGAGCAGAAAGAGAAGCGGCGACCAUGGGACUCUCGUGGGCCCAGAAAGAAGAAAAGAAAGGACAACGUUUGUGGGAGGGGCAAAAUGGUCAGCUCAUGUUGCACAUAGAAGUAGAAAAUGAAAAAUGUAUUGCAAAAGAGUGAAAAGGCAUUCCAGCGUGGUAACCAUGUUUCAUAAUGGCAAUCUGGCGAAGUCCAAUUAUUAGAUGGCAUUUUGGCAAAGCCCACUUUUGAUAAUGGCUAAAUCCCAAAUUUUUCCAAUUUUGGUGGUUUUGAAAUGGCUAUCCUUGAAAAAAAAAACUUUGAAACGACUGCUUUGUUUCAAGUGCAUGUUAGACUUCAUGGAUACUUCUCAGGAGCAAGAGAAGGAUUUUGGUGUACUGCUGAAGCAGGGGGCCGAAGGGAGGGUAUUUGCUUCAACAUUUGUGGGACGAAAAUGUGUAAUCAAAGAGCGCUUUUCGAAGAAGUACCGGCACCCAUUGUUGGAUGCAAAGUUGACCCUAAAGCGCUUAAAUGCUGAAGCUCGGUGCAUGACAAAAGCAAGAAGGCUUGGUGUUCCUACCCCAGUUCUUUAUGCUGUGGAUCCACUUCUGCAUACUUUGACCUUUGAGUAUGUGGAUGGCUUGUCUGUCAAGGAUAUACUUCUUGGGUUUGGUUCAAAUGGGGUUAAUGUGGAACUCCUGAAUGAUAUUGCCACACAGAUAGGACAUGCAAUUGGGAAAUUACAUGAUGGAGGCCUUGUUCAUGGUGAUUUGACUACGUCAAACAUGAUAAUCAAGAGCAGCAACAAUCAACUGGUUCUUAUUGAUUUUGGUCUGAGCUUCACAUCAACAAUUCCAGAGGACAAAGCGGUGGACCUAUAUGUGCUAGAGAGAGCUUUGAUUUCCAUGCAUUCGUCCUGUGGGGAUGUGAUCGAGAAGAUCCUGGUGGCGUACAGGAAGGCCUCGAAGCAGUGGUGCUCCACCCAGAACAAGCUGGCUCAAGUGAGGCAACGGGGCAGGAAGCGCACAAUGGUGGGAUAAAACCUGCGGCCCGGAAAUUCUAAACUAAGGGGGCAUUCAAAAAACUCCUGCAUCACCCCAUUUCGUUGCUGUGUUUUUAAGCGAUCGAGUGGCUUUGCCUGCCAUGGCAUCUGUACUGUACCUGGAAUCAAGUGUUGCGCUCCCUCAUUUGUAUCAGAAGUACGUAGCGUUGCUCUGGACUGUGCAUUGAGAGACAGACAUGGUUAUGCUGGACUCUGGUUGUAUGUGCUGUUAUUACGUACGUAGGCGAGCUUGUGUGGGCUUUAUCUGACUGCGGUCGGUAGGGUGUGAAGAUGUGACUUUUAGAUGCACCUCCAA